AGUACAAGAGGCGUCAGUAGUGCUUGGUGGUUGAGGUUGUUAACGGUUGGAGGAGUGGCCCCUUGCCCACAGCUGGCCAAGAAUCUGUAGUGGAAGUCAUCCCAAGAUAUGAGGGUGACCAGCAUUGUUUCCCUCCCGCUUAUUACAUUACUGAAUUGUGCUUUCAGAAGUUACUUGGAUCACUUUCAUUUUAAGCAUGGGUCAUGCUUGCCAUGUUGCCUGUCUCAGUAAUAGGUGGCCACUCCUUAGUGCAACAUAAUAGCCAAGAUCAUUUAAUUACAAGAUGUUUACUUUUACAUUUUUGUCUGGCUAUAUUGGCCUGUUGUAUUGAGAGAAGCCUGUGAUCUUGUUUGUGCAGUCAUGAAAUGCUCACCAAAGAGCGGUUUAGGCCGCAUGAAUUGCGGUGUUCGAGGCCAUGCUGGUGUGACAACGAAGCCACUGCUCAGCUGAACGUUGGUGGAGUGGUGCUGCGGUAUGUUGUUGAGAUUGAGAUAUUCUCAUGGAAUAGCUCUGACCCAAGGAACACCAUGCUCAACAUCAGCAAGAUGGGCAUCCAUCCCAUGUUUGACAAUGAAGAGGAUAUCUGCUUUGUGCGGCGUCUAGGCAGCAACAUUCGGUGCACUCUUCAAGAUGUCAUUGACAUGACUCGUCAGCAAGUUAAGGGUUACUACUCUCCAAAGUCAGACAUUAAAAAGCCCUUGGAGGGAGCUUCCAUGGUCACCUAGGAUUCUCACUUUUCAUUGUAACGCCUCCUAGCAGCUUUUUCCAGGCUUGAAGUGUCAUGCCUGAUAAGACACGCUUUUGGAGAAGACAUCCAGUGGUGCUUAAGCUUGAUUACACUUGAGCACAUUGCAUUCUGAGGCAUUAAGUGUCAUGCCUUGAGUUUGUUUUAUUCCAUUGUAUAUGUUCCUUGACACCUUUCCUAAUGAACUGAAACUCAUUAAAGUCAUUUACCCAUACGAACAUUUACAGCAUUGUAGUCUCAGAUUACGUGAUAUAGGGCUAUUCAAGAGAAAG
Dermacentor silvarum is the source of this 1017-nucleotide messenger RNA. RefSeq lists its product as uncharacterized. The record is from RefSeq and is a predicted model, not a curated record. The coding region runs from base 366 to 725 and encodes 119 amino acids. The transcript is spliced from 4 exons. NCBI's taxonomy places the organism in Eukaryota, Metazoa, Arthropoda, Arachnida, Ixodida, Ixodidae.